UCGGAAUAACCUACGCACUGAUUGGCCAGUUGUUGUGAGGUGCCCAAUCUGCCCGUCGACGUCAGAGCGCACUCCGUGAAAUCUGACAGAAGCUUCAGCCAUUCGCUGAUCGACUUGAACUCAGAGGCGAUCCUCCAUUGGUUCUAUAUCCGCCCUUUGCCCGCCCCAUUGCCCUUAGAAUGGCGGAGGCUACGUAUAAAUAAAUGUAACUGACAAGCAGAGGGACGUAGAGAAGUCUGUGAAAGGGGUACGGCAUCAUUAGCAAGGAGGGAUCCGGCCUCUCGCACACGUCCGUACCCCACCCUUGCUGAACUAGCAAAUGUUUAAAGGUCGCCUUACACCGCCUCGCAGAUUGUGUUUCAGUAGGAGGGAUAGUAAUGCGGAGAGACAUUUGGAGGAAGAAUUGUGAAGUAACUUGAAUGAAAUUACAUUCCUGUUUCCAGUCCUGCCUUUGUAUUUUUGGAGACCAGUAAACGGCACUUGUUUUGCAGCUAUGCAGCUUGAAAUUAAAGUAGCAUUGAAUUUUAUCAUUUCAUACUUGUACAACAAACUGCCCCGGCGGCGUGUCAACAUAUUUGGAGAAGAACUGGAGAAGCUCCUGAAGAAAAAGUAUGAAGGUCACUGGUACCCAGACAGGCCUUACAAAGGGUCAGGUUUUCGCUGUAUACACGUAGGUGAAAAGGUGGAGCCCGUCAUCCAGCAGGCAGCCAAUGAAAGCGGCUUGGAGAUUGAGGACGUUCGCCGAAACCUCCCUCAAGACCUCAGCGUCUGGAUCGAUCCGUCUGAAGUGUCCUAUCAGAUUGGCGAGAAGGGGCAGAUCAAGGUUUUGUAUGUUGAUGAUCAUUCGGAGAACGGGACUGAACUGGAUAAAGAGAUCAAGAACAGCUUUAACCCUGAGGCACAGGUGUUUAUGCCGAUCAAUGACCAAUCUUCUUCUGUAUCGAGCUCCCCGUCACCCCUUUUUAACGACUCUGCUGCUGUAAGUCCGACGUUCAUGCCAAGAGUUAAUCAGUCGCUCACCUUCACUACUGCUAUGUUUGCUGCCACCAAGUUUGGUUCCACCAAAAUGAAGAAUAACCGCAACAAGAUGGCGAGCUCCUCUCCCACACAGUUUGGCUUGAACGUCAAUCUGUUACAGCAGAGUGCUUUGUCUUCCUCCGGGCACCCUCUGUACGGCAUUGGCCUUCCCAAUCUUCAACAGAAACCUUCCGCCCUCUCUCCCAGCGCACAGGAAUUUAGCUUCCCAAGUAUACCGGAUCCAGGCAGAACCCCCAUAGCCUGCCCCAACGACGGCACUCUCAACCUUGGAACUCUUCCCUACAGCAAUGCCUUUGAUAUGUUUGCGGCCUAUGGCAGUCUGAAUGAUAAAUCGCUUGUGGAUGGGUUGAAUUACAGUCUAAGCAAUGUGCAGUACACCAACCAGCAAUUCCAACCAGUCAUGGCUAAUUAGCAGAGGUAGAUGUGCAUCCAAAUAAAAGUAUUGAACAAGCUGCAUGAGCCCAAGGUUAUUACUAUAUAUAUUUUUUUUUUUUUAAAGAUCUCUUCAGCUUGUUGUCCUUGUACAUUCAAUACAUUUACAGUUGGUUGCAUAAGCACAUAGACCCUUUUUUUUUUUUUUUUUUUUUUUUUUUUUUUAUAGUUUUCUUUUUUUUUGCCAGUUAAGUGCAAAUCUUUUGUGUUCACUACAUUUUAAGGAGCAUUGCUCCUUACAGUAUUUAGAAGCUACAAAUACAUAUUAUAUAUUUUUUUAUAUAAUAGGCCUUGAGAUUUGUUUUUCUAAAUUGGGAUAUGUUGAUUAUUUAUAUUUACAAAUGCAUACAGGACUGGAGGUCCUUUCCCUUUAUCCCCCCCCCCCAACUCUGGAACGAGUCAGAAUGAAGAGGGCUUAACGAAAAUUAUUACGUCUAUUAAAUUGUAAAUAGCGUAACGCACGGAUCAACCCUUUUUUUUUUUUUUUUUUAACGUUUCCAUGAGUGGUUAUUUUGUUUUCCAGCCCUGUAUGUAUAUAUUUACAUAAAGCAUUUCAGAAUUUUUUAUGGAUCUGUGAUUCCAGCAAAAAAAAAAGUCCUUUACUUUUUUUUAUUUUUUUUCUUUAUUUCUGAUUGUAAAUUUUUUUUUUGACACCAGUUUAUUAGAGUAUUCCUUGCUGUAAACCUAAAAAUACCGAGGAUAUAUGUUUUUUUCAGAGUUGUAUUUUCUGUUACAAAUUUAAAAAUUUUUGCUAUAUAAGAUGGAGAUGUUGUAAUUUUUGUAUCUAAAUUGUGCAAUACUUGACAAUGUUAAAGUAUAUUAAAGUCAGUGUCUUACAUGUUAAGAACUGAGCUAGUUUAUAUUUAGUUUGUAUUAAAAUUAUUUUAAAUGAA
Molecule: messenger RNA, 2363 nt
Organism: Xenopus laevis (African clawed frog)
Lineage: Eukaryota; Metazoa; Chordata; Amphibia; Anura; Pipidae
Gene: tob1.L
Product: transducer of ERBB2, 1 L homeolog
Exons: 3
Coding region: 494-1450 (318 amino acids)
Biological process (GO): negative regulation of DNA-templated transcription; regulation of gene expression
Cellular component (GO): nucleus; cytoplasm
Molecular function (GO): transcription corepressor activity
Source: RefSeq, a predicted model, not a curated record